GUUGGUUUGCCUGCUUUGCUUCCGCAUUUCCAUCCAACUUUCUCCGUCCGAUUCAUGACGCUCCCCUCGCGGUGAUCAUCCCCCCUCCUCGCUGGUCUCCUCUCCAUUUAUCUCCUCACUCGCCUCGCACACCAUGUUUCGUUCCGCACCCAGAGCCAUUCUCCGCGCGCCCGCCGUCGCCGUCCGUGGCCCGGCCAGCAGACGAUUGAUAAGCACCGCACCCGCAGACUCCAAGCCGAGGAGUUGGAAGAACACCGCUGCCCGGUUGGGUCUGGCCAUUGGCGCCGUCUACUACUAUAACACGAGCCCAAUCUUUGCUCAAACCCCGUCGUUCUCCCUCCUCUCGCAAACCGACUCCGAUUCCGUCGAACCCAACACCACCCUCACCCUCGACUCCGUCAAGCCCAAGAUCCGUGAACAGAAGAAGGCUCCUACGCCGGCCCCUGCCCCUGCUCCUGUUCCCGCCCCCGCUGCCCCCCAACAAGAUGCGCAACCCCCCUCCGACGCCGCGCUGAUGUCCCCCGAGGAACUCGAGGCCGAGGCCGGCCAGGAAGGUGCCUUCAACCCGGAGACCGGCGAGAUCAACUGGGACUGCCCGUGUCUGGGUGGUAUGGCCCACGGACCUUGUGGCGAGGAGUUCAAGGCCGCGUUCAGCUGCUUCGUGUACUCGUCCGAAGAGCCGAAGGGUAUUGACUGCAUUGACAAGUUCCAGGGCAUGCAAAACUGCUUCAGACAACAUCCUGAAGUGUACGGGGCCGAGCUCGAAGACGACGAGGCCGCUCCCGCUCCCGCUACUCCCGAGACCUCCGACGAGCAGCCCGUGACGGCCGCUCAGAUCGACGCCGCCUCUCUGCCCGAGGAGAAGCGCGCCCAGGCACAGGAGAUCGUCGCCCAGACGAAACAGGAACUCGCGGAGAAGGGUGAGCUGGCUGAGAGCCAGGCCUUGGUUCCUAAGGCUGCCCAUGAUGCCGAGAAAUAGUGCUACCCGGAGCAAUACAUACGAUACCUCCGACAGGAUUGGCGAGAAGCUUGGAUUAAUCAGAACAUGUGAUUAGCAGCGAAGACAUGAGGGAGGGGAAGAGAAGGGGGGUCCGGAU
Messenger RNA from Aspergillus ibericus CBS 121593, 1097 nucleotides. RefSeq names its product coiled-coil-helix-coiled-coil-helix domain-containing protein. The transcript has 3 exons. Gene Ontology annotation, cellular component: mitochondrial intermembrane space. The record is from RefSeq and is a predicted model, not a curated record. Gene Ontology annotation, molecular function: protein-disulfide reductase activity. Gene Ontology annotation, biological process: protein import into mitochondrial intermembrane space. The coding region runs from base 134 to 979 and encodes 281 amino acids. NCBI's taxonomy places the organism in Eukaryota, Fungi, Ascomycota, Eurotiomycetes, Eurotiales, Aspergillaceae.